AUGUCUGCAGCCAAUGUCCCCCUCGAGGCCACCUGGCAAGGCCAUGUCGCCUCGACUCUUGAUGCUGUUGUUCUGUUCGAGGCUUGCCUGUCUGGCAAUCUUCGUCACGUACCCCGUCGACCCCACGAUCGUGAGCGCCAAGAUCUUAUCCAGAGCGGCCAGAUCUUCAUCUACGAAGAACACGCUUCAGGUAUUAAACGAUGGACAGACGGCGUCACUUGGAGCCCGAGUCGAAUCCUCGGGAAUUAUCUGAUCUACCGGGAGCUGGAGAGGCCAUUUCCACCCGGCGAGAAGAAGCGCGCCGCAAAGAAGAACAAGAAGCAAACCAACGGCGGCAUCUCCAAGAGCGAAGGGUGUCUACGACAGAACACAGGGAUGAAUGGGACCGCCGCCGGCACAAAUGCCGCGAACUUAUCCAGUGCGGGUUCCAUGGAUCCUUCCGAGGCAGCUAGGAAUCCUGAGCGCGCCUUGAUCGGAUCUCUGGUUGACUCAUACCCGUUCAAAGAGGGCGGACUUGUCAAGAAGACGAUCAGCGUCCAAUUCAGAAGCGUCCCGCAUCAUCUCGUCUCCUACUACACAGUUCAAGAUGUCAUGAGCGGCGCCCUCGCCACACCAACAUCGCACUCGGGCUUUCUACGGAAUAUCGUUCCCCGGCCCGAGCUCAUUCUCAACCAGAACUUCAGAGCGCCCAUCGAUGAAGUAGAUGUAGACGACAAUCGUCUAAUACAACAUCCGUUGAGCAGUGCGCACCAGGAGUAUGUGAACCAUAUGCACCCUCCUACCUUCCGGACCUGGUCAGUACCUCACGUCAACAUGGCUGUGGCCAACUCGAGACAUUGGCCCACGGCCAUGGUUCCCGCCCAGCAACAACAGAUGCCACCCCCGCAGCAUGCGCAGUAUCUGCAGACACAUCCAGGGGCCAUGGCAGCCCCCAUGCCCCCACCGAAUUACGCACAACCUUCAACGCACCACCAAUAUGCCUACCAGGACGGUGUCAUGCGCCCUCAGGUGACGACGUCUUCGACGCUGGCUCCGGAUGUUUACAGAAACAUGCUUGUAGACCAGCCACUCUCCCGCCGGCACUCCACGGCCUAUGACUUGAGCAACUCGAGCCACGCCAUAGGGCUCGCUCAGACGAUGACCAACAGCCCAGUGGACCCAAUCAGAAACAUGAACCAUCCCUUCAUGCAAGCUACGCCUAUCUACGGCAAUAACGGACGUCUGCAGGAGCCGGUGCAGCAUGCGGACGCAUUCCCCUCGCCCCGAACACUGCCUCAGCAAGAACCCAGUCUCGAUGGCUCUCAGCAGCAUUCUGCGAAUCUCAAACUGGAAGGAGAAGAAUCGCAUAUGCAGCACAACAAUUCUUGGGGCACGUAUGAUGUAGCGGCUACUCAUGAUGUGUUCUUGGGUGGCACCAAUACUGAUCAAAGUCAACCAUUUUUGAAUCCAGAAGGCGAGGAGGAACAAUACGACGAAAAUAAUCCGCCACCCACUUGGCCGCCAGAAACUAUCCACCCAGCUGCAACUGUCUCAGCACCGAGGCCGAGUCUGUCCAAGACACUACACGAGGACAUCUACACUAUUCCGAACCUUCUGACGCUAUCACGUCUCGCCGCCGCGCCCUUUGUCGGCUAUUUUAUUCUGCAGGACAACCAUGCGUGGGCACUCGGUCUUCUCGCCUACUCCGGAGUAACUGACCUGCUCGAUGGAUGGAUUGCACGCCGCUGGAACCUUACGACAGUCGUGGGCACCAUCAUCGACCCACUGGCAGACAAGACUCUCAUGGCAAUAUUGACUGUUUCGUUGGCCGUGCAAGGCUCGCUUCCAGUCUGGCUUGCCGUUAUCAUCCUAGGUCGUGAUGUCGGCCUAGCUAUUGCAGCCAUUUAUUAUCGCUGGGUGUCUUUACCGCCUCCGAAAACAUUCACCCGGUACUGGGACUUCUCGCUGCCCUCGGCCGAAGUACACCCCACUGCGAUCAGCAAGUACAACACGUUCUUGCAGCUGGCUUUGAUCGGUCUCACAACAGCGGCUCCUGUCAUUGCCCAUGACAUCUCGGUGCCCUUGACUGCUAUGCAGUAUAUCGUUGCCACUACCACGAUUUGGAGUGGCGCAAGCUACAUAUACACCAAAGAUGCAGUCAAAAUAUUGAACGCGCCUAAGCCGUGA
Messenger RNA from Verticillium nonalfalfae, 2166 nucleotides. It is a transcript of the gene SGE1, whose product is annotated as multidrug transporter. The record is from RefSeq and is a predicted model, not a curated record. The transcript is spliced from 5 exons. Lineage: Eukaryota; Fungi; Ascomycota; Sordariomycetes; Glomerellales; Plectosphaerellaceae. Gene Ontology annotation, molecular function: phosphotransferase activity, for other substituted phosphate groups; DNA binding. Bases 1 to 2166 code for a protein of 721 amino acids. Gene Ontology annotation, biological process: phospholipid biosynthetic process. Gene Ontology annotation, cellular component: membrane.